Molecule: messenger RNA, 2313 nt
Organism: Babjeviella inositovora NRRL Y-12698
Lineage: Eukaryota; Fungi; Ascomycota; Pichiomycetes; Serinales
Gene: CPH1
Product: homeodomain family transcription factor
Exons: 1
Coding region: 243-1949 (568 amino acids)
Biological process (GO): regulation of DNA-templated transcription; sexual reproduction; regulation of pseudohyphal growth
Cellular component (GO): Ste12p-Dig1p-Dig2p complex; Tec1p-Ste12p-Dig1p complex; nucleus
Molecular function (GO): DNA-binding transcription factor activity
Source: RefSeq, a predicted model, not a curated record
UCCCCCCCCCCCCCCCCUGAUAUCCUCCUGAGAGUAUCACUUCAGCUGACAUCUCGUCUGAGCAUCUCGCCGGAGCAUCUCAACCGAGCUUCCCGCCCACCGCCACGAUUUCUAGCCUUUCGCCCCCUGACACCUGUCUACUACAUUCCUUUAAACUUCCCAGGCGAGGCACCCGAAACCGCAGGCCCUUUCGACACGAAUAAACUCCAACUCACAACCCAGCCAAAACCAUCACUUGCAUUAUGUCUCUUAAGACCUCUCCGCUGCAAACCAUCCGACAGGAGAUCUACGCGGGCGACGCUGAGGCUUUUAGCGGCGAGUCGCUCGAGGAGUCGCUCCGAUUGAUCGAUGACCUCAAGUUUUUUCUCGCCACGGCCCCGGCAAACUGGCAGGAGAACCAGGUCAUUCGCCGCUACUACCUCAACCACGACGAGGGCUUCGUCAGCUGCGUCUACUGGAACAACUUGUACUUUGUGACCGGCACCGAUAUUGUUCGCUGUAUCGUGUACCGCUUCGAGCACUUUGGCCGCGAGAUCACCGACCGUAAAAAGUUCGAGGAGGGUAUUUUCUCAGACCUACGUAACUUGAAGUGUGGCACUGAUGCGGUGCUCGAGGCGCCCAAGUCCGACUUUUUGAUGUUUUUGUACAAAAACUCAUGUCUCCGGACACAGAAGAAACAGAAGGUUUUCUUCUGGUUCAGCGUUCCCCACGAUAAGUUGUUCGCAGACGCGUUGGAGCGAGACUUGAAGCGUGAGUUGACGGGGCAGCUUGCGACCACGUGCGCGCGGCGUGAGCCCGCGGCGAGCUUCCGGUACGACGAGAAGCAGCCGAUUUUCGAACAGGUCACAGAGCAUAUGCGGCAGCUGAAGGAGAAGCUCCCAAGCUUUGAGGAUGAGGAGGAGGGGAGCGAGUACGAAUUGACAAAACUCUUUGAGAAGGGUGUCACCACGGCUCCUGUCGCACCUGCAGUUCCUGUCUCGGAUACGACCUUCACCUCCGCCCCGGCUGCGGCCUUUGCACCCGCCCCUGGCUUCGUGUCCGCGCCGCAUCACGACCCCACUUUCACGGGUCAGUUCGCGUCGUCCUACGCGCUCCCCACUGCCAAGCCCGAGGAGGACGACUUUCCGCUCGACUAUUUCCAGACGGCCAACGCCAUGGCCGCAGAACCGGAUGACUAUACCCUCAAUGCCUUCGGGCGCGAUGAGUACCUUAUCGACCAGGUGCUCCCGGACGAAGAGGUGGUGGUGCCGCAGUACCCUGCGGACCCCUUCCAGCGCAAAGUUUUUGAGGGUUCGGAGGAGUACCCGGAUGCGUUCCCAUACGGUAUGGGUAUGGUGCCCGGGAUGGGUAUGGUGCCUGGAAUGGGCAUGAUGGGUAUGGGUGUGGGGAUGGGCAUGCCCAUGGGCCAGUACCUGAACGAGAUGUACAUGCCCAUGAUGAACUUCAAUCAGAUGAACAUGAUGCAGAACAUGCAGAACAUGGAGAUGAUGGGCAUGGGAUACGGCAUGAACAUGCCCAUGUUUCCGGCGAUGUAUGGUAUGUACAGUGACGCUGCCUUGCAGACGCCACGGCCAAUGUUCUCGCCGUACGGGCGAGGCUUUCCCUCCAUGCAAGCGGCUGCCCCGGCGAUUGUGAACCGCACCGGCCCCAAGAACGUUCCACCGCCGCCUCAUCUGUCUGUGAACAGCCGUUUCCGCCGGCUUCAGACGCAGAAAAUGGGCGGGGUGGUGAAACCUGGCCCCAGUGCGCACAUCAGCACUGCCGCAGCGAGCGCAGCGUUGAGCGCGGGCAGCUCGCGCGAGGCGAAGGUGACACCCCCAGGUGAGGCAGGCGUUUCACCUAGCAUUCCCGGCGAAAGCUAUCAUGCCUUGCCUACGCCCGAAUCUACUGGUGGACAGGCGAGGCAGGAAGUGGCCGAUGGCGGAUUAGACAGUUCUGACAAGGUGUAAUCUUAAUGUAUUAGGAAAUGUGUAGGAAAGGAAACUGAAGGGAAGGGUGUGAUCUCUGAGGUGGCCAUAAGAUUGGUGAGAAAGGGGAUGCUACGACAAGUAUAUAACCCCUGGUGAUAAGUGUUGUUUCGGGCUAAGACUGGCAACUUUCAGAAAGCGUGACGUAUGGAUAUAAUUGAGGGGCUAUAAAGGGUAGAUGUGGCGGGAACUUAGGGCUAAGUAAAGGAACGGAACGAUUGUGGUUAUACGUAUGAAGUAUGACCAAUCGCGACUGAAAGUUAACCGGAUAGGGAUUUGUCCCAGGGACUACAUAGAUGUCCCAACGUUUGAGUAUUUACGCGUCUAGGAAGGAAAGCAACGAGUC